Molecule: messenger RNA, 933 nt
Organism: Dermochelys coriacea (leatherback sea turtle)
Lineage: Eukaryota; Metazoa; Chordata; Testudines; Dermochelyidae
Product: olfactory receptor 11G2-like
Exons: 1
Biological process (GO): G protein-coupled receptor signaling pathway
Cellular component (GO): membrane
Molecular function (GO): G protein-coupled receptor activity; olfactory receptor activity
Source: RefSeq, a predicted model, not a curated record
AUGAAUAUGACCAACAAUACCAUCCCGGUGACCAAGUUCAUCCUGCUGGGUUUCCCCUCCCUGGGCUGGCUGAGUCGCACCUUCCUCGGUGUCCUUCUCUCCUUGGCCUAUGCUAGGACGCUGGCAGGAAACCUGUGCAUUGUGUGGGCUGUGCUGCGGGAUCCCCACCUCCAAUGCCUGCCCAUAUACAUCUUGCUGGGGAACUUCACCUGGCUGGAGAUCUGCUACAUCACGACCACGCUGCCACGGAUGCUUUCUGACCUAGUGUCCCCCACCGCCCCCAUCUCCUUCCAGGCCUGCUUUGUGCAGUUUUAAUUCUUCUUUUCCAUGGGGGCCACCGAGUGCCUCUUCCUCUUGGCCAUGGCCUUGGAUAGGUACCUGGCCAUCUGCCACCCCCUGCCCUACCCCAUCCUCAUAUCCCACCAGCUCUGCUGGGCCCUGGUGGCCUCCUGCUGGCUCUGUGGCUUCCUUUGGUUUGUAGUGCCCAUCGUCCUCAUCUCUCAGCUCUCCUUCUGUGGUUCCAACACCCUGAAUCAUUUUCUCUGUGACCCAGCCCCGUUGCUGGCUGCCUCCUGUACCCCAGCUUCCUGGACUGAACAGGCCUGCUAUGCCCUGAGCUCCCUCAUCAUCUUUGUCACCAUCCUCUUCAUCUUGGCCUCCUAUGGGCUAGUCAUCAGGGCUGUGCUGUGGCUGCACGCAGGGGCCGGGCAGCACAAGGCCUUCUCCACCUGCACCUCGCACCUGGCCAUGGUGGGCCUGUUCUAUGGCUCUGCCAUGGUCACCUAUGUCAACCCGGCUGCCUCAGGGAGCAGCGGGAAAGUGGUGACUCUCUUCUACACAGUGGGGACCCCGCUGCUCAACCCACUGAUCUACAACUUGAGGAACAAGGAGAUGAAGGAGGCUGAGAGGAGGACCCUGCUGGGGAAGCGGUAA